Seriola aureovittata is the source of this 1785-nucleotide messenger RNA. It is a transcript of the gene bsnd, whose product is annotated as barttin CLCNK type accessory subunit beta. The transcript is spliced from 3 exons. Gene Ontology annotation, molecular function: chloride channel regulator activity. Gene Ontology annotation, cellular component: basolateral plasma membrane. Lineage: Eukaryota; Metazoa; Chordata; Actinopteri; Carangiformes; Carangidae. The coding region runs from base 18 to 386 and encodes 122 amino acids. The record is from RefSeq and is a predicted model, not a curated record. Gene Ontology annotation, biological process: chloride transport.
CAGCAGUGGUUGCAGCCAUGGUGGAGGGGAAACCGUAUCGGUGCGGGCUGAUAGCGGCGGGUCUGUGCGUGGCAGCAGUCGGCCUCUUCAUCAUGACUCAGGAGCGGCCGCACGUCUACGCCACAAUGUGCGUUCUGGGCGUCAGCAUGGUGUGUGUCGGGACUGUGUGGAGCCUGUGUCAGUGCUACCCCAAGCUCACUUUGGCUGCUCAGACUCAGGAGACGAGUCAACAGGAUCUGGUGUGUGCUUCAGCGGAUGCACAAGAUGAACGGCACCCCGAGGCUCUGCCAGGUUUCUGUGGCCAAAAGUCGCGUAGCAGCAGCAGACUUCUCCCCGAGGCCCCGAAGAGCCAGAGUCACAGCUGUCCCACGCUGCACCUGGUCUGAGGCUCUGCGGGGGACCAGGCUGCGCUCAGGGACGGGGACGCCACAUCUCUCAUGAGUUUUUAUGACCCGUCACUGAAGGACAACAUCACUCACACUUCAUGCUGAUAGAGUUUGUACAAAUAUGAGAAGUGACUGAUGCUAAAUCAACAGUUUCUGUGUCACUGUGAAGUGUUUAAAGGUUCCCCUGAGGCAUAAAAGUACUUUUCUUUGAAUAAUAAUUUGUCUUGUAUGAUAUUUCAGCAAAAAAAAGUUUAAUGAACUACUUUUAAAUGAUUCAAAGUUCAGUAUAUCUGCUCCUUCUCCCUCACUGAAGAAUUCAGAAUCUAUAAAUGUGCAAAUGUCUUUCAUUUAAAAAGUUUAACUGUUUCACACACGACGCCUCCUCCUCAGUGCGGAGAGCGUCACACUGAUGCUUAUGAUUGGAAGAAGAUGUCUUAAAGUCUGAUGCUGGUUGAACUCAGACAAACCAGCAGCUGAAUGUGAAAACAAACUCUUCACAUACUGGUGAAGAGGGGGGGGUAAAUAAAGUUGCAUGGUAGUUCCAGAAGAUGGCACUGUUUAUUAUAUGAAAGAGGAAGAGACACACACACACAAAUGAAGAACCUUCCCCUCCACUGAGGCACAUGUAAUAGUCUCUAACAACUGAGUGUUGCACUUUCAUAAAGUCAGGGGAGUUGUAAAAGUCAAAGCCAAAAAAUGCCUACAAUUCCCACAAUGCAACUCAGCAGCAUCUUCCAUUACAACCCUCCCUGCCUGGUAAAGGCCCACGUCUUUCAAACUUGAUGCCACCAGCGUAACUCAGGAGUCUCACACACAUUUCACAUCAAACCAGCAGAACGGUCCAUAUAUGUAUAUAAUCUAUAUAAUAUAUAAUCUAUAUAAUAUAUAAUCUAUAUAAAUAAAAACCGACUUGACUUGAAGCGCAAAAAGGCAACAUGAAGUAUUCCUACACAGAAUCACAUUCAUUUUCUACCCUGAUGAUGCCUCUAUAGAAUAUAAUAGAAUAUAUUCCUCUAUGUUCAAGUCUCAAGUCCUCCAGUUCAGAAAUGCACAAAAUUUAAAUGUCCGCCAUUCCUCUCUCCAGUAAGGAGCUGGGAUCUCAUUGGAUCUCAUUGGAUCUCAUUGGAUCUCAUUGGAUCUCAUUGGAUGUUGGUCACAGAGGUCAGAUAUGAGAUAUGAGGCUUCAGCUUCAGCUGCCACGCUCUCUGUGUUGUACGUGCACCAGCCAUCAUCACAAGUCAUCGGGCUCGACCCAAGAUAACCCCGAUGACAUCAUCAGAGUUAUUUUUCUCAGACUUGACAAAGCUGGUCCAGAGUCACAGAGGACAUGAUGUGUCUGUUGUCCCCGGCCGAGUCGGACUGACGAGAGGACGAAUCCUAGAUUUUAAUUCUAACUUUA